Molecule: messenger RNA, 2244 nt
Organism: Spathaspora passalidarum NRRL Y-27907
Lineage: Eukaryota; Fungi; Ascomycota; Pichiomycetes; Serinales; Debaryomycetaceae
Product: putative ferric-chelate reductase
Exons: 1
Coding region: 1-2244 (747 amino acids)
Cellular component (GO): plasma membrane
Source: RefSeq, a predicted model, not a curated record
AUGUCAGACAGUAUACUAUCUGAGUUAUAUCAGGUUGUCUCAGAAUACUUUCAUUAUCCUAAUGAAAAGUCACGGGACUACAAAAGGAACCGAUCAGAGACAACAAGAAAAUAUGGAAUUAUAACUUCAGUGUUGUUGAUCAUCAUCAUAGCAUCAAUCCCAAUAUACAAAUACCUCAUCAUAAGUGGAUAUAAAUUCACUAGGAGGUAUCAAAUAUUGAAACCCUUGAGUCUGAAGCUUAAUCAUUAUAUUCAUCAUGAACAUCAACCCAAUUGUUCUGAAGCUACUUGGAAACAACGAUUUCAAACUAGAGCAGCAAAUGCUCUUAAACAUGCAAUUUUCAAACUAUUACAACGGGCACCAACAAUUUUCCAGAUAGUCUUUUGGACUGCAUUCUUGUCAAUCUUGUCUCUACUUGAAAUCAACCAUGGAGACUUGAUAUACUUGGCCAAGCGAUUAGGGAGAGUAUCGGCAAACUGUCUUCCAGCAUUGUUGUUCUUAACUUUGAGACCAUCACCUUUGCCAAAUACACUUUAUUUGACAUUAUUACCCAUCCACAAGUGGUUAUCUAGAUUGAUCAUAGUACAAGCAGUUAUUCAUACUGCGAUCUACUGUGGAUACUAUGCAACAAGGAAAGGUUGGAAAAAGGCAUUAAAGACCGAGAAUUUGUACGGGUGGGCAGCACUCUUGGGGUUUUUAAUCAUAAUAGUUACGUCAAUUCUGAGAGUUCGUACAAACUGGUUCAAGUUUUUCUAUUUUAAUCAUUACGUCUGUGCAUGGAUUAUUGUUAUUUGUUUGCAAUUUCACGUGAGACCAGUUAAGUUCACGAUAUACACUGCAAUAAACAUUUUAAUAUUAGCCUAUCAGAUAUACUAUAGGUUGCAUUUGACAAAAACGACACCUUAUCUAACUGAUGUUAGACGGAUAGAUGUUUCUCCUAAUUUGUCACUUAUUGAGUUUCCUAAUAGUUUAAUUGCUAAUCCUGCCCAGAAACCAGGAUCACAUAUUCGAUUGACAAAUUAUAGUCCAAACUUUAUAAUUAGAAUCUACAAGCAACUUAUUCCAAACUACCAUCCAUAUACAGUGGUUUCAUUGCCUCAUGAUAACUUUCAAAGGCUAAUAAUUAGAAAAAGUACUUUUGAAUUUAGAAACAAUCAAAAAUAUUUAAUUUCAGGGAGUUAUGAUCCGCAUUUACUUUUUAUUGGAUCCAGAAAUUCACCAAAUGAGAAAUUCAGUAUAUCAAAGCUAACAGUCAACGCUAAACGUAUUUUGGUUGUUAUUGGAGGAUCAGCUAUUUCAUUCGCAUUACCAAUAUUAAGAGUUAUGAAUUAUCAUGGUAUUCCCAUAAAGAUUCUUUGGGUUAUUAAAGAUUUCCGUGAUGUCAUUAUUUUGAAAUAUUUUGAAGGAUUCAUUCAUGGUGAUGAUUUUGAAAUAUUUAUCACUGGGGAUGAUAUGAUAGAAGAAGAGAGAAAGUUGAAAAAUAAACAGAGUGUACAAUCAAGCUUCCUAAAAAGAGCUAGCAUUCACUCGUUACCAAAGGAUCUGGACUUGGAGAAUAAUUUGUCAGAAUUAACCCCAUUACUUGAAGAUGUUAUUUCUGAUGAAAGUGAAACGAAUAGUUUGAGUUCAGAAAACCGAGUUGAGAAUGUGGAUCUUGGAGUAGAUGAUACAGAAGAAGAUCUGGAUUUGGAUGCAGAUUGUACAAUUCAUACUUUGUUCCGCCCAAGUUUGAGUGCAUCGCCAUCAUUUUAUGAUGAAGAUGAAGAAGAUGAAGAAGAAGAAGAAGAAGAAAUAGAGCCUGUGGAAUUCGAUGGCAACCAUCUUGGUAUUGGUCCUGAACUACAAGAAGUCAUAUCGAGAAAAUCAAGUAUUAACGAACCAUUUGUGCCAUAUUUCUCACAAUCUUUCUCAAAUCAAUCUAAAUCGUGGGUACAACAGUAUAGGGAUACAGUCAAACUUCUUAACAUAGAACACAAGAUCUACAAAGGAAGACCAAAAUUGAAUCAAAAAUAUUACAGAUGGUGUAUCAAUGAAGGGUUUACUCAAUGUACUGGGCCUGUCGAAGAUCAAGAUCAUAAUUUAGUUUGCUGCCGUGAUUUACCAAUCAAUAAAGUUGUUCAAGAAGAUAUAAAUGCCGAGAAAAUAUGGGUUAUAUCUGCUGGUCCUCGAGGGUUGGUUGACAAUGUUAAAUUAUGGGCCAGUGAGUAUGGUUUAAAAUUCCACGAGGAAGCAUUUUAUUCGUAA